AUGAACGGACUGAGGCAAUUCGACUGUGAGGGCAAUUCGGUUCCUUAUCGUGCCUUGGUCACUCUUUACGCUAAGGUUGGACUUCAUCGUUACAAUAUGUGGCAGCUGACAAACUUACAGCUAAGUGGGCUAAAGAAAUUCAAUAUGUUAAUGGGUGCGGGUGCUUCAACUUACUGCAUAACUUUGGAUGCAAAGGAACCAGCUUCUAGCUCCCAUCAAACCUUUCAAGUUCAUGUUGCUGAAGAAUGUUUCGGCACAUUGGAUUUGAGAUGUUACAUUGCUAGACCUCAACCAACAACAACCACCACCGAGGUAUCAAAUGAAGAGCCCUUACUACGUUGGGAUAAUGAUUUCUCCUUGCCUAACUGGCCCUUGUCACUUAAUGCCUUCAAUGACCAAAAGCGAUUUUACCUGGUGAAGAAAUCAGAGUUGAGAGACCAUGAUUGGAUCCGUCUAUAUUUGGAACUUGCAGUUUGUGCAGAGAAUAGGUUACUCACAGAUGAAGAUCUGUCCAAGUUGAAGAUUGUGGGAGUGGCGAUAGAAACUAAUCAGGAUGCCGAAAAUCCACCACUCAUUGCGAAAACUGCAAAUGUCUACAUCAGGUUUGAGGACUUAUUAGGCAAAGAUAGCGUAGCUAUAUUAAGAAGAAUCAUGGAUGAGACUACGGGAUACUUGAGUCUCGUGGGUGAUAUUCUUAGUCAGGUUAAAGCUCCUUCUUCCUUAUGUCUCAUGGGUGAGAUUCAGAAUGCGGAACAAAAAGCUUCUUCGAAUAAGCGAUUUUCUAGACCUAGGCGUUCACAUGGUUAUAAAAGAAAGCAUGGCCUUCGCUCUCCCGUUCGUCGGUCUCCUUCCUUUUAUUGA
Messenger RNA from Camelina sativa (false flax), 861 nucleotides. Its product is annotated as UPF0725 protein EMB2204-like. NCBI's taxonomy places the organism in Eukaryota, Viridiplantae, Streptophyta, Magnoliopsida, Brassicales, Brassicaceae. The record is from RefSeq and is a predicted model, not a curated record.